AUGGCUCCCUACAGUCGCCAAGCACCACUUCAAAUUAAGUGUGUUGCAACACGCAGAAGUCAAAAAGCUUUGACUUUUGUUAUAGAAGACAACAAAAUUCAUGUGGGAGCAUAUAAGAUAAGCACAAUGUGUGCACUAACUGAUGGAGAGACAGUUUAUCUGUCAGUUAAAAACGGGAGUGACCCAGAGUUUAAAGAGGGUGUGUCCUAUGUAGUGAAGGACUACAUCCUCUCUACCAAAUUUGGGCGGGCAUGCUUGUUUGUCAAUCAAAAAACAAAAAUAAGCAGACGAAUACCACUGGUCUUUCCGGAGGAGGUAGAAAACAUGGCAAAGCAGGCACUCCUUCCUCCUUCGGCGUGUAUGACUGGUGAAGAGGAGGACAUUUUCAAAUGCACCAGCUAUAUGAGUCUGCUGGGAAUAGUUGAAAAAGUGCAAGUAGUCAGGAUGACUCGGGGCCAGAUUCCCAUUCUGGACCUCAGUCUAAGAUGUGGCUCCAAACUCCAUGAGGUCUCACUGUGGAGAGAAAACGCUUUGGAAGAGUUGUAUGCAGGAGACAAGGUGGAGAUCAGUCACCUAAGAGGAAAUAUAAGGCCAAAUGGCACAGGAAAAUUUGACUCCUCUAAUUACACAACGGUCAAGAUUGUUGAGCGGCAGAUCCUCAAAGCAGAUCUGGAGAUCAUUGCCGUGUCAGAGGAUAGUGGCGAUAUGAUCACUCUGGUAGACAGUGAAUUAGAGCACUACAUUGUGCCAAGCCAAUUUUAGUCAGGCAACACCGAUG
This is a messenger RNA of Misgurnus anguillicaudatus (oriental weatherfish), 778 nucleotides long. RefSeq lists its product as uncharacterized. Lineage: Eukaryota; Metazoa; Chordata; Actinopteri; Cypriniformes; Cobitidae. The record is from RefSeq and is a predicted model, not a curated record.